UGUGAAAAAAAUAUUUACACUUAAAGUAAAUUUUACUUGAAAGUAGCCAAUUAAAUGGUGAUGUGAGAGUGAUAUUGGAAAAAAAGCAAUUACUUAAAUAUAUAUACACAUACAUAUGCACAUAUGUACAUAUAUACAAUUAUAACGUAAUUAAGCAAUUUUAUAGUAAUUUUGAGGAAAUCGACAGUGAAAUCGUUUUAGAAUUAUCGAAAAAAUAAUACAAAUAAAUUUUGUUGUAUAAAAUUUGUUGGCUCCUUUGAUUACAGUGAUUACAUAAAUUUCAGCUGUUCAGCGUUUUCCUACAUUUUCGUUCGACUUCAAGUGACGCAGUAACGUUUAAACUAUCCUGGACUACACCAGGCAGCAGUCAGCAGUCUGUAGUCGCUCGGUCGGUCGGUCGGUCGGUCGGUGCUGGCGUUCUUAUCGGUGACAUCGCUUUAAUCGUAUUGUAACUGUUUCCACCUCAAAAAUUAUCUACAAGCUUUUGUGCGUAUAUACAUAUGUAUAUGUGUGUGAAAUAAUUGGCUCUAUACGUGCAAGUGUUUAAUUAAAAUAUUAUACCUACCUAUGUAUGUGUAUAUAUGUGUGUGUGUUAUUAACACUAGCGAUGUUGCUAAAAUAAGCCACUAAUCUCAGCCCCUCCAAACAUUUUGAGUUUGAAAGAGAAAAAACAAAAAAACAAAGCAAUGCUAUUGAUUUAGUUGUAUCAAAUAUAUUAUGUACUGGAAUUUAGUGUAAAAGUGGAGGAAUUUCCAAGAAGAGAAAAGAAAUAAACUCACAAAAAAAUAAAGAUAGAAAUUUGCGUCAAUUAUUCUUACAAAAAUAAUUGUUUGUGUAUAUCAUACUAAGCAUUGUCAUAAAUUAAGAAUUUGAAACACCUAUAUAUGUAUUGGCUUGAACAUAUAUUUGUAAAAAUAGAGCUAAACCAAAAGCACUUACUCAUUUUUAAUACCUAAACAGGCGAAAACUCAAGUAUACACAAUCAUACGACGGCGUCAUAAUCAGCAUCUACAGCAGCAACAACAAAUGCAACAACAGCAACCACAUAGUUUGCAACAAAUAGUAACGACACAACAACAGCAACAGCAACAACAACAACAUAACCAACAGCCACCUAUAAUGGAGCAUGUGGAACAACAACAAACGCCAAAUCAACAACAACAGCAAACGCAUGUGGUUGGCGGCGGCAGCUACGGUGCUGGUGUUGGCGCUGGUGCCGUUGGUGGUGGUGCUGCUGGUGGUGGAUUCGAAUCUGCCUUGGCACCGCUGUCCAGCUCCGCCUCGAACAUUAGCACCGUCAUCGAUGAUGGCAAUGGCGAGAAUGCCAUGUUGCCGCCGCUCACCGGUCCCGGACCGAGUAGACAACGUUCAUUGCGCGAUCGCCUCAAAGACGGCAUUACCGGCAGUUUCUCAUGGCAGUAAGUUGGAUUUUUGGCGUUGUUUGAAGUUUUCAAUUUGAUUGCGUAAUUUUCUUUGUAAAAAGUUCUUUAUAUUAGAAAAGUU
This is a messenger RNA of Ceratitis capitata (Mediterranean fruit fly), 1503 nucleotides long. Its product is annotated as AT-rich binding protein. The transcript is spliced from 2 exons. The record is from RefSeq and is a predicted model, not a curated record. The coding region runs from base 1027 to 1422 and encodes 131 amino acids. Lineage: Eukaryota; Metazoa; Arthropoda; Insecta; Diptera; Tephritidae.